Molecule: messenger RNA, 1262 nt
Organism: Sphaerulina musiva SO2202
Lineage: Eukaryota; Fungi; Ascomycota; Dothideomycetes; Mycosphaerellales; Mycosphaerellaceae
Exons: 3
Coding region: 43-1185 (380 amino acids)
Cellular component (GO): mitochondrial large ribosomal subunit
Molecular function (GO): structural constituent of ribosome
Source: RefSeq, a predicted model, not a curated record
GAGAGAGACGAAGAUGACAUUGUGCAGGACGACUCGACCGCGAUGAAUGCCGGACACCAAAGCGCACGACGGCUAGCUGCUAGCAAUGUCCUCUCCCGCGACACGGUAUGCAGCUCCUGCUUGCAUCAAUUAUCUCGACAUCGCCGACACGCUUCCUCCGCCGUCGCAGCGCAACUGCAACCUUCCACUCCAUCGCAUCCAUCUCCUCCGCCUGUAACACGAACGGGCCCCCGAAAAGCCUUCCGUGUUCUCUGCAGUCCCGUCCUCUCCCGUCCACCGCAAAUCACGCGCGAACUCACACCUUUCGAAAAGGCCUUUUAUCUCUAUCAAAAACGCCUCAAUGAACGUCUCGUGCUCCCAUUCACGCGCUACUUUUACUACAAAAAGGACACCCCACAGGACCUGGAAUGGAAACGAAAAGUCGCCGCUCGGAGAGGCGUUGCCGCGAGAGAUGUCGGAGCGUACAAUGCCUACGCUGAUGAUGGCUGGAACGACGAAGUGCCCAUUGGGUCGAGGUUAGGGGAGCCCGAUGAUAUCGUGGAUAAAUUGAUACGUGAUGCCGAGGGGAAGACCGUCGUGAUGGAUGAAGGGGGAAUAGUGGGGGAUGAGGAGAGUGGAGGAGAGGCGAUUGCUGAGGAUGCACAAGAGGGAGAGGAAAUCAAGAAGCCUGUUGCGGAUCUGACGAUCGAACGACCUGCGCCGAGGAGAACGGAGGCAGAUGAGAAGAACGAUCAGCAGAGCUUGUCACGAGCGAUGGAUCGCACAUUGUAUUUGCUCGUCAAGGGUAAAGACGGAGAGUGGAGGUUUCCGCAGGACAGAGUCUAUGGCAAGGAGAAUCUACAUCAGGCUGCCGAACGCAUUCUCCUCCAAGCAGCAGGCGUCAACAUGAAUACCUGGGUCGUAGGAAACCAUCCCGUCGGAUACUUUAUGCGCACGUUCCCAGAGCCACAGAUUACAUCCAUUCUACCCAACGAGCUUGUCAGCACGAGUCGUUUCCCCUUUGAGCGGGAAGAAUUCGGGGUCAAGACCUUCUUCAUGAAAGCGAGAAUCAUGGCCGGACAGGCAGACCUGGCGAAGAACGCAUACGGAGAUCAAGAGUUUGCGUGGUUGACGAGAGAGGAGAUUAUGCAAAGGUGUGAAUUCGACUACAGGUAUAGCCUGAGGGGCAUGUUGGCUGUACGAUAAGCCGAAACAUGUACAGUGGACUAUUGCAGUGUACAACAAUGUACCGUAGAGAAGAAGAUGAAUGACAUGUAGAUCCC